Messenger RNA from Halteromyces radiatus, 1058 nucleotides. Its product is annotated as WD40-repeat-containing domain protein. Gene Ontology annotation, biological process: transcription initiation at RNA polymerase II promoter. Gene Ontology annotation, molecular function: protein binding; RNA polymerase II general transcription initiation factor activity. Gene Ontology annotation, cellular component: transcription factor TFIID complex. The record is from RefSeq and is a predicted model, not a curated record. Bases 83 to 997 code for a protein of 304 amino acids. The transcript is spliced from 8 exons. Lineage: Eukaryota; Fungi; Mucoromycota; Mucoromycetes; Mucorales; Cunninghamellaceae.
UUUUUUUUAAGUUUUUGCUCGUGGGUGAUACUCUGGUUCUUGUGCUUUCCUCUUUUUGUACAAAUCACUCUUUUUUUUUUUAAUGCCUACCACAUAUAUUCCAACUAUCAAGAAAGAAAAAGCACACGAUGGGGAAAUAUGGUGUGUUGAUUGGUCAAGAAACACUAAUCUCGUGGCUUCAGGAUCUUGUGACAAUAAUGUGAAAAUAUGGGAUGGCACAUCAGGGGAAUUGCUUUGGACUUUGGAAGGACAUACACUUGGGGUUAUCUCUGUCCACUUUUCUACCGAUGGCACUCGACUUGUAUCAUCAUCUAUCGAUUCAACAUUAUGUAUAUGGGAUAUGACUCAAGAAGGAAAAUGUAUCAAAGUAAUUACAGCAACACCUGUCGAAGCAUGGACAGCUCGAUUUCAUCCUGAUGGUACUAGAAUUGCAACUGGAUCUCAUGAUGGAAAUAUCAACAUUUAUAACAUUGAAUCUGGAGAAAAAGAAGAAUCAUUAGCAACCAAGAAUAAUUUUAUCAUGUGUACAGUCUUUAGUAAUGAUGGAAAAUAUUUGGCAGGUGGAUCUCAGGAUGGAUCUAUUUACGUAUUUAAUAUGGAAUCAGAUCAAUUGGCUCAUACAUUAUCAACACAUGCAUUGGCAGUACGAACUUUAUCAUUUGCACCAGACAACAAGACUUUAAUCAGUGGCAAUGAUGAUAAAUGUAUCUAUGUGUAUGAUGUAGAACAUGGGCAAUUGGCAUCUGUUUUGACAGGACAUUCUGGUUGGAUUUUAUCUGUAGCAACAAAUCCUGAUAUGGGAAAACAACAAGUAUGUAGUGGAAGUGCUGAUAAUAAAAUCAAGGUAUGGGAUCUUACUACUCGAUCAGUAUUGGAAACUCAAGAAACACAAGUAGACCAGAUUUGGGGUGUAGCAUGGAAUCAAGAAGGAAAUAAAUUUAUCUCAGUAUCAGAUGAUGGUAGUCUUCAAUGGUUCGCUAGCAGUGGAUCUUCUUAGAAAUAAAAAAUAAAAAAAAACAAAAGCUUUUGUCUUACAUUUUUUUACCGUUCAAAUGAAA